CAGGAGGAAGAAGCCAAUCUUGGUUGGGAAUUUAGGUAUUUUGCUUCACCAGAAGAAAUCUUGUCCAUUUCGUCUCUGCAUACAUUAUAUUCGCCUAUUUUUCAUCAGGUGUAUCGUUCUGCUAUCCCCUCUAGCCUCCCUCCCUUUUGCUUCGCCUCUCUCAUGGAGACGUACGAAUGAUAGAUGGUCAUCUGCCACCUAUAAUCAGCAGAAGUUGCAUCCACGAGCUACGAGGGUUCACCAGUAUGGAGGCCGCUUUAGUAUCGGGAUUGUUCAAGCUAGCAGGAGUCAAACUACUUCCUCUGAUAAGCAGUGAGUUUGCCUCCAUAAUGGGUGUUAAGAAAGAUCUCUGCGAGCUUGAACGCCUGUUUCGAGAAAUCACAAGUAGGCUGUCAGCUGUUGGGGAUAAAAUAACAGAUAGUGAUCCAUCAUUUUACUGGCUCAAAGACUUGAAAGAUGUUGCUUAUGAUUUUGAUGACCUGCUGUAUCGGCUGGAAGCUGAGAAAUACAAGGUGGACAUGGAUGGUAACAAGCAUGAUAUGGCUAGCUGGUUCUGUGCAAAACCGAAGUCCGCGCUGUCCCGACUCGAGAUGGCCCAGGAGAUCAAGAAAAUCAAGAAGAGGUUUGCUGAGAUUGUGAAGCAGAGAACUGAUGUCAAUGCAAUAACAAAUAGUUUAGUUGCCGAGCAUCCUCUUCGACAUGUAAACAAGACAAUCGGGGAGAUGUCAAUAUUGGUCAAUAUAGAUGAGACAAAGGUAUUUGGUAGGGAUGAGGUCAGGCAUAAGAUCGUAUCUAAGCUAGUAAACUCUAAUACCCAAGAGAAGAUCUCGGUAAUUUCUAUCGUUGGACUAGGUGGGUCCGGCAAAACUACCCUGGCUAAAUACAUCUGCCAGGAUAACAAGAUAAUGGAGCAUUUUGAAUCUACUUGGUGGAUUCAUGUGUCUAAAGAAUCUGAUGUGGAGAAGCUCAUUGGAAAGCUUUUCGAAUCUGUCGCUAAUGAGAAAUCGGAGCUUCAUACCUUGCAGCACAUGAGCAGAAUAAUUUCAGAAAGGUUGAGCGAAACGAAGUUUCUGCUUGUCUUCGAUGACGUUUGGAAUGGGGACCAACACGAGUGGGAGCAGUUUGAGCAACAUUUCAACAGAGGUGCACCUGGAAGCAAAAUUUUGCUCACUACUCGUGAUGGAAAAGUUGCUGAAGUGGUAAAAUCUGCAGAAAUAUUCAAUUUGGCCUUCUUAUCAGAUGGUGACAGCUGGAAGUUGUGUCAACAGAGUUCUGGAUGGGCCGAGGAAGGUUUAGACUCCGAGUUCAUAGAAGUUGGAAAAGAAAUUGUGAAGAAAUGUGCUGGGGUGCCAAUAGCAAUUAAAUCUCUGGGGGGUGUCCUCCGUAACAAGAGACACAUAAGGGAAUGGAGGGCUUUGAGAGAUAGUGAUUUACUGAAUGACUUGGAUAUAAAAGACAGAGUUUUGGGGUCCUUGAGAUUGAGCUAUUUUCAUCUGUCAGAUAAUCUUAAGCAGUGUUUUUUGCUUUGCUCUAUAUUUCCAAAAGGCUACUUUAUCUACAAAGAUGACUUGAUUUCCCUAUGGACAGCACAUGGAUUUGUCAAUCCGAGGAUUGGGGGCCAACUACCAGAAGAUGUCUGA
Lolium rigidum is the source of this 1640-nucleotide messenger RNA. RefSeq names its product putative disease resistance protein RGA3. The transcript is spliced from 2 exons. The record is from RefSeq and is a predicted model, not a curated record. Lineage: Eukaryota; Viridiplantae; Streptophyta; Magnoliopsida; Poales; Poaceae. Gene Ontology annotation, molecular function: ADP binding. The coding region runs from base 177 to 1640 and encodes 487 amino acids. Gene Ontology annotation, biological process: defense response to other organism.